UUUUUUUCUCUCUCUCUUUCUCUCUUUCUCUCUUUUCUUUAUGAGUCGUUUACUUUUAUUGACAAAAAGACCGUUUUUAUUAGGUGGUUCUAAACGUUUACCUGUGACUAAUACUCGCUUUAUUUCGGUGGAAUACCAACAACAAACAGAAGACGACUUACCACAAGUAAGAAAAACCCAUGUUCUUCAUAGAAAAAGAUCGAGUGCAAGAAUGUUUAUCCUGAAUCGACCUGAGAAAUUAAAUGCAUUGAAUUUGGGUAUGGUCAGAAACAUUGGUCCUCAAUUAAAAGCCUGGGAUGUGUCUACUUUGGCCAAGGUGAUCAUGCUAAAGGGCAUAGGCAAGGGUAAAUUGAGUGUAGGCGAUGAUAUCUAUGAUAUCCUGUUAAAAGCAAAAGCAAAAGAUCCAGAUGCUUUGUAUUUCUUUCAAGACAAAUUUGGACUUGUGCAGAUGAUAGCCACAUUAAAAACACCUUAUGUUGCUAUAUUAGAUGGAUACGCAUUAGGAGGUGCUCUAGGCUUAUUUAUUCAUGGUCCAUUUAGGAUAGCUACAGAAAAGACGAUUUUUGCUGUACCAGAAGUGACUUUGGGCGCAUUUCUGAAUUCUGGAUCGAGUUUCUAUUUAUCUCGACUGGAUGGUCAAAUUGGCACAUAUUUAGCAUUGACAGGGGAUCGAUUGGAAGGCAUAGAUACUUUUUUUACAGGUAUUGCAACGCACUAUAUUCCUUCUUCAAGAUUACCAGCAUUAGAACAACGAUUGAUUGACUUGGAGACAUCAGAGCAUGAAAUUAUUCAACGCGUACUAGAGAACUUUGUAGAGCAAAAACCAGUGGAUCGCAUUGGAUUUCAGAAAGAGAUCAGGCAGUGUAUUGACAGAUGUUUUGCUUUUAAUACAGUAGAAGAGAUUGUAGGGGCAUUGGAAAAAGAAAAACAGACGUCUUGGACACGAGCGACAAAACAGAAAUUGCUCUCGACUUCACCCACAAGCUUGAAAGUGAUCUUGAAAGCAUUAAGGAGGGCUGAGACCAUGUCUCUGGUUGAAUGCCUCAAGAUGGAGUUUGACUUGAUCCAGAAAUUUCUUGUCACAAAAGACUUUUAUGAAGGCGUGGAAGCAGCGUUUGCUAAACCAAGACGAAAACCUCAAUGGCAACCCUUUCAGUUAGCAGGCAUUUCUGAUCAAGAUAUUGAACAGCUGUAUUUCUUGGAUCCUUCUCCUAACACAUUGUCCCUGCCAAUCCAACUGGAUCUUAAAAAAUACCCUUAUGCAAGAUUCGCUUUGCCGACAGAAGAGGAAGUAAGACUUGCUAUUACUGGAGAAGGUGCAGAAUUCAUAACGGAAGGUAGACUAAAAGACGAUGAAGAAAUUCUGUUUUGGUUUACCAAGGGACAUAAAGGAAAAUGGGGAGUACGCGAGAAAGUAUUGGACAUUCUUGACCGAAAAACACGUCUGACAAGUGAUCAAGGUCGUGUUUGGAUUCAAUAAUUUUUUCCCUUUUUCUUCUUCUUUUGU
This is a messenger RNA of Gilbertella persicaria, 1507 nucleotides long. RefSeq names its product ClpP/crotonase-like domain-containing protein. The record is from RefSeq and is a predicted model, not a curated record. Gene Ontology annotation, molecular function: 3-hydroxyisobutyryl-CoA hydrolase activity. Bases 41 to 1480 code for a protein of 479 amino acids. Gene Ontology annotation, cellular component: mitochondrion. Gene Ontology annotation, biological process: L-valine catabolic process. The transcript has 7 exons. Lineage: Eukaryota; Fungi; Mucoromycota; Mucoromycetes; Mucorales; Choanephoraceae.